Lodderomyces beijingensis is the source of this 558-nucleotide messenger RNA. NCBI's taxonomy places the organism in Eukaryota, Fungi, Ascomycota, Pichiomycetes, Serinales, Debaryomycetaceae. The record is from the annotation of a GenBank genome assembly.
AUGGCAGUGGCGGCGAAGGACGUUCAUUUUUUCAGAUUCCUUGUGAAUAAGCAAGUCUUUUACAAAUCGCAAUUCACGUAUGCGCUAGUCAAUCUCAAGCCUUUGGUGCCCGGACAUGUGCUCGUUGUGCCACUUCGCACUUCGGUGCUAAGAUUCGGCGAUCUUACCCCAGACGAAUCCGUGGAUUACAUGUAUACCUUACAAUUGAUACAAAAGUUCAUAACUACUUACUAUAGAGCAGAUGCAUUGAAUAUAGCCAUCCAGGACGGACCAGAGUCGGGACAGCUGGUUCCUCACUUGCAUACACACAUCAUCCCCCGCUAUAAAAAUGACGGAUUCGGCGACUCCAUCCAUCUGAAGCUAGAAAGCAAAGAUCUUGAGAAAGAAUAUCAAGAGUUUGAGCUGAGGAAAAACGAGUUUCGCAAGAAAUUGCAAGAGACCCACAGUGAGUUGGACCAGGACCAUGACAGUAGAAAGCCCCGAUCCGAUGAAGAAAUGGCUGACGAGGCUGAUCGAUUGAAAUCGGCACUAGAUUCGUUCACCGGCGCUACCAUGUGA